Molecule: messenger RNA, 3436 nt
Organism: Egretta garzetta (little egret)
Lineage: Eukaryota; Metazoa; Chordata; Aves; Pelecaniformes; Ardeidae
Gene: SLC24A3
Product: solute carrier family 24 member 3
Exons: 16
Coding region: 217-1821 (534 amino acids)
Biological process (GO): calcium ion transmembrane transport; intracellular calcium ion homeostasis
Cellular component (GO): membrane
Molecular function (GO): calcium, potassium:sodium antiporter activity; calcium channel activity
Source: RefSeq, a predicted model, not a curated record
GCCCUGAGCUAUUCUGUGGACAGUAAUGACAAAUGGAGUGGGAGACAGCUACUGCAAGCAAGCGAGGAGAACGCGACUGACAUCCCGGAGGACGGGGGGCAGCCGUACGUCAGAAACUGCACUGAACCAGCUCUCCAUGAGUUCCCCAAUGACAUCUUCACGAACGAGGACAGGAGGCACGGAGCUGUGGUCCUGCACGUCCUUUGUGCCGUGUAUAUGUUUUAUGCUUUGGCGAUCGUCUGCGAUGAUUUCUUUGUCCCUUCGUUGGAAAAGAUUUGCGAACGCUUGCAUCUUAGCGAAGAUGUGGCCGGGGCAACUUUCAUGGCGGCGGGAAGCUCCGCUCCCGAGUUGUUUACAUCUGUCAUAGGUGUUUUUAUCACAAAAGGAGACGUGGGCGUUGGAACCAUCGUAGGCUCAGCUGUAUUUAACAUCCUCUGUAUUAUUGGCGUGUGUGGGCUUUUUGCAGGACAGGUCGUUGCAUUGUCAUCGUGGAGUCUCUUGAGAGAUUCAAUCUACUAUACACUGUCUGUUGUUGCACUUAUUGUGUUUAUUUAUGACGAAAAGGUUUCCUGGUGGGAGUCCUUAGUCUUAGUGCUGAUGUAUGUCAUCUACAUCGUUAUCAUGAAGUACAACUCAACCAUACAUCACUGCUUCGAAAGGAAGACAAAAAACUCUGCAAACAUGGUGAACGGUUUAGCAAAUAACACGGAAAUGGAUGAUAACAGCAACUGUGAUGCCACAGUGGUAUUACUAAAGAAAGGUAACUGUUCCAGAAAUUUCCACCGUAAAGCCUCUGUGAUCAUGGUGGAUGAGCUGCUGUCUGCCUACCCACACCAGCUUUCAUUUUCUGAGGCUGGGCUCCGGAUCAUGAUAACCAGCCACUUCCCUCCCAAAACACGUCUCUCUAUGGCCAGCCGAAUGUUAAUCAAUGAGAGACAAAGGCUGAUCAAUAGCAGGACUUACACCAAUGGUGAGUCAGAAGUAGCAAUCAAAAUACCGAUCAAACACGUGGUUGAGAAUGGGACAGGCCCCAGCAACUCUGCUGAGCGGGGCGUGAAUGGCACACGGCGGGAUGAAGACAUGGCUGAGGCUGGGAACGAGACAGAUAACGAGAAUGAGGAUAAUGAGAACAACGAAAACGAUGAAGAGGAGGAGGAGGAUGAUGAUGAUGAUGACCAUGAAGGGCCAUACACACCUUUUGACCUACCCACUGGCAAGAUAGAAAUCUUGAAGUGGCUCUUUACAUGGCCAUUGAGUUUUGUCCUGUACUUCACAGUGCCCAACUGUAACAAACCCCACUUGGAAAAAUGGUUCAUGGUUACCUUUGCUUCUUCUACCCUCUGGAUUGCAGCUUUCUCCUACAUGAUGGUGUGGAUGGUGACAAUCAUUGGUUACACACUGGGAAUUCCAGAUGUGAUCAUGGGCAUCACUUUCUUGGCAGCUGGAACCAGUGUGCCAGACUGCAUGGCAAGCCUUAUCGUAGCAAGGCAAGGUAUGGGGGAUAUGGCUGUGUCCAACUCCAUCGGAAGCAAUGUUUUUGAUAUUUUAAUUGGCCUAGGCCUCCCAUGGGCUUUGCAGACUCUAGCAGUGAAUUAUGGAUCAUACAUUCGGUUAAACAGCAGAGGACUUAUCUAUUCUGUUGGUCUCCUGCUGGCAUCGGUUUUUGUCACAGUGUUCGGCGUCCACAUGAACAAAUGGAAACUGGAUAAGAAGCUAGGGUGUGUGUGCCUUUCCCUUUACGGCAUCUUCCUGUGUUUCUCCAUCAUGACAGAAUUCAAUGUUUUCACUUUUGUGAACUUGCCAAUGUGCAGAGAUCACUAAUGCAGGUGGCAGACUGUUGGGAGGAACUUCCUUCUUACCUGUGCAAUACAAACCACGGCUGGCAUCUCCUGAAUGCGGUGCAUCUCCAAGUCGUGACAUAUAUCCUGUUCACUGUUCAUAGGACCCAUGGCCCCAUCUAGGCCUGCCCUCUCCCUGACCCUCCACAACCUGGAAAAAUCCUGCAUCGAUGUGAAGAUCAUUUUUUUUCACCAUUCAUGUGAUUUCCUAGCUCAGUUCUUGAACAGUGUGACUGGGGCUCUAGAUGAACUGGCUGCUAACUGGCGUCAAGCCAGGCAAAACUGGUCUGCUACAGUUCCUUCUUUUUUUUUUUUUUUAAGUUAUUUGAUGGAAGACUAAUCUAAUUUAUGACUUAAGACUAUUGCUACAAUGCAGAAGAGGAUACAUCGUACAGGGGCUGAUUUUCAAGGAUAAUCAUGGGAAUUUUUUUGGUUGGUUUUUUUUUAGUUUUUUCAGGGGGGAGGGGAAUUGUGGUUUUAUUGGGUUUUUUUUUUUUAAUUGCCAGAGAUGAACGUCCUCCCUUGCAGCUUCUCCUUCUGAGCGCUGGGUCUCCUGUAACGAUCCAAACGUCACAGGGCAGUGUAAUAUGGGAAUACAAUCCAAGGUACUCGGCAUAUGGAUGGAUUUACUGCAUAUUAAAAGAAGAUUGCAAGGCAACAGAUGAUGACUUUUACCAUAAAUAGUGAAUCUUGUACAGGUGUGAUGAGGAAUGCAAGGUAAAUGUGGAUCCAAAGGGUAAACACUGCAACCAUUUUACUACUAACCAACGUUGGAGUUUUAUUACUGGGGUGUUUGUGGUAUUUCCAAGCAAUAGUUUGAUGGCCAGCCCAGGAGGGCUACCAAGGAGGUGUCCUGGUUUUUAACAAUCUGCACAUGGAAACGGAAGGUCAGAACUUUCUCUGCUUCGUCAGAUUUCUUGUUUUGGGGGGAUUCAAUAGUUCAUGUCUUAUCCGUUCUGAGAAGGACAUAAGUACGUGUCGGACCUUUUCUAAAUGAGUUACAGACACUGGUUUCUUUAAAAGGAAAGAGGCAUAUUUUGCACAGACAUAGUUGCUGAAGUCGUAAUUUGCCACUCUUUAAAGAAUACACUGGACCUGGCCAGAUAUUUGUUGUCUUAAGCAGGUGAACUUAUCUGAUAACAGAUCAUGUGGAUUCAUCACCCCUCCUUUGGGAGGGAGGAAGACACAGAGAGAGAUGGCACUUUUUAAAAUGUGGAAUAUCUUCAACGCAGACUCGCUCACAGAUCUUAAGUUAUUGUGAAAGUUUAGCUAUUCAUUGUUCCAGUAUCCCUGCUAGAUUUUGUAUAAUUCUGUAUUAAUAUGCAGGCAGAUUCCACCCCAUGAGAAACACCAUCACAGCUUCAUUUGUAUGUAUUGAUACUGUGGAUUCUUGCCAGUGCUGGCUCUUGUAUUUACUUUAAGCACUGAUCACUUCCGAUUCAUUUGGUAUGUUUUUUCCUCUUUCUUGUAUAUGUUCUACUAUGAAAUGUAUUAAGAUACUACCAGCUAGGUGAAUGGUUUUGUCUAUGGUACAAACAGUGGCAAAUAUUGGUAGUAAAGGCACAGAAAACCCUAUGUAAAAGAAAGAAAGGAAAAAA